UUGAAGUGGUGAACCUUCCCAGCUCGGGAGUUCCGUGGAGAUGGCAGCAGAGGGAGAUGCUGGACCUUGAGCCUCAAAGAUGACAAUCACGCGCCGUCGCUUCGUUACAUUCACUCGCCUCUUUUCAUCCUCCUCUGCCGCUAGAAAAGUUCCUCUUCUCUUUAACUGUAACACAGACCCAAAUACCCAAACCGACGCUACAACAACUCUCCAGGUUCUCUCAUGGGGUAGGGGCGCUUCUGGCCAACUCGGAGGUGGCACUGAAGAAAUCAGAUUGUAUCCUUCCCCUGUAGCCAACCUCCUUGUGCCCAAAACCUCAUUCAUUCUCUCCCAAACCCCUGGCAAAAUUUCCAGAAAAGUCCCCGACGGUGAAGACAUUGGCCCUAGUGGAGAAAAGACCAUUGAAGUUGGUAUUUCUUGUGGGCUUUUUCAUUCCUCGUUGAUUGUCGAUGGGACUCUUUGGAUUUGGGGCAAAGGCGAUGGUGGACGGCUGGGUUUGGGGCACGAGAAUCCGAUGUUCGUUCCUACGUUAAACCCUCACAUUGAUUCUCUUCGAUGCGUUGCUUUUGGAGGACUACAUUCGGUUGCACUCACCUCGUCCGGUGAGGUCUUUACAUGGGGUUAUGGUGGGUUUGGAGCACUUGGACAUUCAGUAUAUCAUAGAGAACUAUUCCCUAGAUUGGUAAAAGGCUCCUGGGAGGGAACUAUACAGCAUAUUGCUACCAGUGGUACGCAUACUGCUGCAGUCACAGGAUCAGGGGAGCUUUAUAUUUGGGGUCGAGAUGAAGGGGAUGGUCGAUUGGGACUUGGUCCUGGCAGAGGCCCAGAUCAUGCAGGUGGACUUAGUAUCCCUUCCAAAGUAAAAGAAUUGCCUUUCCCCAUUGCUGCUGUUUCCUGUGGGGGAUUUUUCACAAUGGCGUUGACAGAGGAUGGACAAGUGUGGAACUGGGGAGCCAAUUCUAACUAUGAACUUGGAAGAGGUGAUAAGAUUGGAGGUUGGAAACCAAAAUCUUUACCCAGCCUUGAAAAUAUUAAAAUACUUCAGAUAGCAAGUGGUGGAUAUCACUCCCUUGCAUUGACUGAUGAUGGCAAAGUGCUUUCGUGGGGCCAUGGUGGACAAGGUCAGUUAGGUAAUGGAUCUCUCCAGAAUCAGAGGAUACCAACAGUUAUUGAGGCUUUAGCUCAUGAGCAUGUUGUCUAUAUUUCUUGUGGGGGAUCUUCAUCAGCGGCUGUGACAGAUGAAGGUAAGUUGUACAUGUGGGGAAAUGCCAAUGACUCUCAGCUGGGAGUUCCUGGGCUGCCUGACGUACAGCCAUCCCCUGUUGAAGUCAACUUCCUAACGGAGGAUGAUGGAUUGGGACCUCACAAGGUUUUGUCAGUGUCAAUCGGUGCAUCACAUGCCAUGUGUUUGGCCUUGAAGGAAAAUCCUUGAUACGAUAUAUCCUGACCAAAAGUUUCUCCUCUAUCAAUGAAGUUCAGUAGACUAAAUAUUGUGGAUCUUGAACAAGACGAAAUAGUUUGAAUUCGGAGAAUGCAGUUCAUAGUGGGGAACACUGUUAUAUUUGGAAACAGUUAGCUGGAAUGUUUGAUGGAUUUAUAUCUCAUCAUCCCAGUUUUUCUUGCUAGCACUGUCUACUUCAAUUUUCAGCUUUGAUGUAGCAGACGAGCUUGUAGAUUUGUACUGAUAGUGAUGGCAAUAAAUUCAACGGCUGGAUGCAUUGAAAUUCCAUGCGAAUAAAUUCAGCGCAAGGUAGCAUCAAUGCGAAUCAAUGUUCCAAUUUAGUGAUGAGUGUUUUUGCAACA
Molecule: messenger RNA, 1803 nt
Organism: Prosopis cineraria
Lineage: Eukaryota; Viridiplantae; Streptophyta; Magnoliopsida; Fabales; Fabaceae
Product: RCC1 domain-containing protein RUG3, mitochondrial
Exons: 6
Coding region: 80-1432 (450 amino acids)
Source: RefSeq, a predicted model, not a curated record